Messenger RNA from Bubalus bubalis (water buffalo), 2023 nucleotides. RefSeq names its product angiotensin II receptor type 1 (gene AGTR1). Bases 472 to 1551 code for a protein of 359 amino acids. The transcript is spliced from 3 exons. The record is from RefSeq and is a predicted model, not a curated record. Gene Ontology annotation, biological process: immune response; regulation of vasoconstriction; G protein-coupled receptor signaling pathway. Lineage: Eukaryota; Metazoa; Chordata; Mammalia; Artiodactyla; Bovidae. Gene Ontology annotation, molecular function: angiotensin type II receptor activity. Gene Ontology annotation, cellular component: membrane.
UUCCGUCAGCAUCUGGAGAGGAAAGGGGGUUGGGCCGAGAGGGUCUCCCGGGCGGGGCGGAGGAGGAGAGAGUGCAAAACACAGCCUCGCCCCUGAAACCCUCGAAGCAGCAACGCCCCUCGCUAUAAAUUUGGAGCUGCCUCAGAGAGGACGAUUCCAGCGCCAGUCAGCCAAGGGCCUGAGGCGACUGAGCGCCCGGGCAGACGCGCGACUAGCAGCUCUGCCUACCCGAGACAGCGAUCCACGAGGAGGAACCCAAGCGGACCCCAGGAGUGAGGGCGCACCCUGAGCCGGCGCCGCCAGCUCGGCCCGACGCCGGCGCAGCGUCCCGAAGUGAGAGCGGAUUGAUGUAUGAUAAGCUGAUCUAAAAUGACAGGUUUUAUCUGACUAAGUCAUUGAAGCCAUUCCAGAAGGUCUGCAUCCAGGUGCAUUUGGCAUAGUGUCUGAGACUGACUAACCCAAGAGAUCAAAAUGAUCCUCAACUCUUCUGCCGAAGAUGGUAUUAAAAGAAUCCAAGAUGAUUGUCCCAAAGCUGGAAGGCACAAUUACAUAUUUAUCAUGAUCCCUACUUUAUACAGUAUUAUCUUUGUGGUGGGGAUAUUUGGAAACAGCUUGGUGGUGAUUGUCAUUUACUUUUACAUGAAACUGAAGACUGUGGCCAGUGUUUUUCUUUUGAAUUUAGCUCUGGCUGACUUAUGCUUUUUACUGACUUUGCCACUGUGGGCUGUCUACACUGCUAUGGAAUACCGCUGGCCCUUCGGCAAUUACCUAUGUAAGAUCGCUUCAGCCAGUGUCAGUUUCAACCUCUACGCCAGCGUGUUUCUACUCACAUGUCUAAGCAUUGACCGCUACCUGGCUAUUGUUCACCCAAUGAAGUCCCGCCUCCGGCGCACAAUGCUUGUGGCCAAAGUCACCUGCAUCAUUAUUUGGCUGCUGGCAGGUUUGGCCAGUUUGCCAACUAUAAUCCACCGCAAUGUAUUUUUCAUCGAGAAUACCAAUAUCACAGUUUGCGCUUUCCAUUACGAAUCCCAAAAUUCUACCCUCCCGGUAGGGCUGGGCCUCACCAAGAAUAUACUGGGAUUCUUGUUUCCUUUUCUGAUCAUUCUUACAAGCUACACUCUUAUUUGGAAGACCCUCAAGAAGGCUUAUGAAAUUCAGAAGAACAAACCAAGAAAAGAUGAUAUUUUCAAGAUAAUUUUGGCAAUCGUGCUUUUCUUUUUCUUUUCCUGGGUUCCCCACCAGAUAUUCACUUUUAUGGAUGUGUUAAUUCAGUUGGGCCUCAUCCGUGACUGUAAAAUUGAAGAUAUUGUUGACACUGCCAUGCCCAUCACUAUUUGCUUGGCUUAUUUUAACAAUUGCCUGAAUCCUCUCUUUUAUGGCUUUCUAGGAAAAAAAUUUAAAAAAUAUUUUCUACAGCUUCUGAAAUACAUUCCCCCAAAGGCCAAAUCCCACUCAAACCUGUCGACAAAAAUGAGCACACUCUCCUACCGCCCCUCAGAAAAUGGAAACUCCUCUACCAAGAAGCCUGCCCCAUGCAUUGAGGUUGAGUGACACACUUGGAACCUGUCUGUGAAGUCACCUUAAAGAAGGAGCAAGAAAACCAUUCUUGUACAACACCUCACUACCAAAUGAGCAUGGGCUGCAUUUCAGAAUUAAAGGAGAAAAUAGAUUAUGUGGACUGAACUGACUUGUCUACAGCUCUGAACAAAAGUUCUUUCCCUUUUCAACUCAACAAAGCAAAGCCACAUUCAGCCAUGUUUUGUAUUAGGUAGAUGAUGCCCACUCAAAGAACUGAUGUCAGAAACUGGAUGAAAGUGUUGAUUUGGAAAAUUUUACUGGGAGAAAUGUCCUCUCCCUAGUCUGCUCUUGUUCUGUUAUUUUUGAUUUCCACAUGAAAGUACUUCAGUUCAGUUCAGUCACUCAGUCAUGUCCAACUCUUUGCGACCCCAUGAAUCGCAGCAUGCCAGGCCUCCCUGUCCAUCACCAACUCCCGGAGUUUACCCAAACUCAUGUGUGUUGAGUC